Messenger RNA from Macrosteles quadrilineatus (aster leafhopper), 1002 nucleotides. It is a transcript of the gene ND-24, whose product is annotated as NADH dehydrogenase [ubiquinone] flavoprotein 2, mitochondrial. Bases 204 to 929 code for a protein of 241 amino acids. The transcript has 8 exons. Gene Ontology annotation, molecular function: NADH dehydrogenase activity. Gene Ontology annotation, biological process: mitochondrial electron transport, NADH to ubiquinone. Lineage: Eukaryota; Metazoa; Arthropoda; Insecta; Hemiptera; Cicadellidae. The record is from RefSeq and is a predicted model, not a curated record.
UCGUGUUUUCUGAGUUUUCAUUUUAGAAUCAUCACAAGGAUAAAGAGUUUAACGAGGAAUAAUUUCACUUUUCAAUUUAAGACACUUUGAAGAACGCGAAGAAAACUAUUCUAGGAUUAGGGAAACUCAAGAAAUUUUAAUUUCUAGAUUAACGUAAACCAGUCUUAAUUUUAAAGUAUACAGUAUCAUCAAACCUUCUCAAGAUGCUCUCUUCCCUAAGAAGGCUUGUAUUGAAUCCUAUAUCUGCAGUAAGAACCCUGCAAACUAGUGCUGUUAGUAGACAUGAUGCUCUGUUUGUGCACCGAGACUCGGAUGAUAACAAUCCAGAUGUCAAGUUUGAUUUCACUCCGGAUAACAUGAAGAGAGUGGAGGCUAUCAUGAGUAUCUACCCCGAGGGCCACAAGCGUGCAGCCGUGAUUCCUCUACUGGACCUGGCGCAGCGCCAGCACGGGUGGCUGCCCAUCUCCGCUAUGCACAGAGUCGCAGACAUACUCAGCAUGCCCAAGAUGCGGGUGUACGAGGUGGCUACGUUCUACACCAUGUUUAUGAGGAAGCCUAUUGGGAAGUAUCACGUACAGAUCUGCACCACUACUCCGUGUUGGCUGCGAGGCUCUGACGACAUUCUCAACUGUAUCAAGAGCAAGCUUAACAUUGAGGUUGGAGGGACAACUAAGGACAACUUGUUCACGCUGUCAGAGGUGGAAUGUUUGGGAGCCUGUGUCAACGCUCCAAUGGUCCAGAUCAAUGAUGACUACUACGAGGAUUUAAGUGUCAAGGACACUGAAGAAAUCUUGGAUGAUCUGAAAGCUGGAAAGAAACCUAAACCUGGACCAAGAAAUGGCAGGUUUGCAGCCGAGCCGAUCGGUCAACUGACCUCACUGAAGGGAGAACCCCCAGGUCCGGGCUUCGGAGUGCGAUCCGACCUAUAAACUCUAGAUCCAACAAAUCAAUAGUUUAAAUUUGUAACACUAAAUGUAAAUAAAAUGUUAAUGAACUGUUCAA